CAAGCUCCAUGUUGAUCCACUCGCACAUUGCACAAGCUGAUUUUUAGUGCCCAGCAGCAUGCUACAAUGCCAAUGCUGGCAACUUUUAGUUCAUUUAUUCGCUCUCGGAGACUCGAACCCUACUUGAUCAGCACUGAUAGAAUUAGGGUUUUCCUGAUGCAUGGCACCUGAAGCACCCGAUAUGCUGCAGGUGGCGUGCGGAGAAUCUUUUUGGUCUGUACGGACUUUGGUAUCACACUGUGCUUGUGUUCACUCCGAGUCAUGCAGAUGCUACCCCAAUCUUAGGCGUGCUGGGGGCUUACUACAACAAAAGCGUUGUGUGAUUAGCAUUCAUUUGCCUUCAUCAGUCUCCGCACCAGUGACACCUGUUGCAUCUCCUGCUGACCUCGUCCUUGUUGAUCAGGAGUGCCAUGCGUAUUCGGCUUAUCUCGUGGAGGCUGGCCGGCCGAAGCUGUUUGUGAUGCGGCCGGACGGAGUGAUAAUGAUUGGAGCGAUCGUACAUGGUGCAGAAGGUGUGAAGAACUAUUUCCCCAGAAUAUUUUUGAAUGCGGUUUAGGUCAAGGUGCAGUGUUGGUUCGCUUUGUACUAGUAUGACCUCGUGUACUAGACACGCAACUGCGAAGUACAGUGCUGCACGUGCGUGUGUUAUGGGCGCAGUGUUGAAUACUUCUUGAAGGAAUCAGCGAGCGCCAUGGUUCAUAAACAGCGUCGUCACCCUCUACCUGCACUUAACUUGAAGCCUU
Molecule: messenger RNA, 743 nt
Organism: Suillus subalutaceus
Lineage: Eukaryota; Fungi; Basidiomycota; Agaricomycetes; Boletales; Suillaceae
Exons: 2
Coding region: 161-556 (131 amino acids)
Source: RefSeq, a predicted model, not a curated record